CGUCAUAUAUAAACGACGACCGUGAAUGUUCGGUUAUUUUGCUUCUCAUCUAGCUAGAUAGCUAACCAGCUUGUUAAUUUUGGGAAAAUGGCUGAAUCGUUUGAAGAACGUCUCGUAAAAGCUGUCAAAGAGCAUACACACUUGUAUGAUACCUCAAUGCGUUUACAUUUCGACAAAGAGGCUCUCGAGCACAGUUGGCGCGAAAUUGCUACAUAUUUAAACUCCGAUCCAGAUACUUGCAGGAAGAAAUGGAGACUUGCGAGGGACCGUCAUGUGAGAGCACUGAAAAAGUCUAAGGACAUGCCAGAGGGUGUACCGAGGCCUGGAAGCCUGAGUUGGCUCACCAUUUUUAUAAAACAUCGGCAAACCAACCCAAACUUUCCCGAGAUCUCAGCAGACAGAGUUGAGAGUCCUAAUGACAACCUGGAUCAGACUCCCUUGUUUUCAGACCAGGCAGGUCCACUGUUCCCUUUAUCAUCUUUCCGUCUCCUGGUUCCACCUCUACGACUGAUGUCAGCUUUCAUGUGGCAAGUGGCUCAAGAGCGUAAUGUGAUGCACUAUGGGAAGCUGGAGGAGUUUGUGACUUUGGUGACAGAGAUGGUUCCAGAGCUGCUGAGCUCCAGGCAGAGGACCCAACUCAUCCUGGGUCUGAGAGCAAGGAUGGUUUUAGAGUUGUUUCGUAAUGAAAACCCACCGGACCCCCAGACCAUCCAACUUAAUUUGGACAGAAUCAAAACUUCUUCAGUACAUGCUGUGCACAAGGAUUCACAGAGUAGAAAUGAGUUGGAGUCUUCAGAGUCUAACUUCGUGGAGCUGGUCAAAACCCUGCUCGAAGACCCUUCUGAGAAGAAGCACUUCUUUCAGGUGGUGUUCCCAAUACGUUAUGGCCCUCGGUAUGACACAGCACUGCAGAUACUGAUGUGGGAGUUUCUCUCCCGACUGGAGGAGCUGCUGCCUGUACCAGACCUCACAGAGACAGCAUCUUGUCUCAGCCUUGCCCCCUCUGACCUGGAGGAGUUCUGGCAUUCUGUCUCUGACCCCGAGCACCUGAAGACACUGCUGCAGCAUCAUAGACAUCUGGGUCACUUGAGCAAAAAUGAAUUCUCCAACCAGGUUGCAGACAACAUCUUGUCCACAUUGUCAAUUCCUCAAAUUCAUGGCCUGAAGUCAAGCCUUGAUGGACAUGAAGGCAUGAAAGGGAGCACAGAGGGGUGGAAGAUCAACAGUGAGGAAGGAGGAGAGUUGCAUUUUGAAAAGAACUUGGAGGAUGAUGGAAGUGAGAGAAAUGAAGACACUGAGAGGGGAUUGAAGGAUGAGGAUGACGCAAAGUGGACCUCCCCUCUGAGUGAACCAGAGGACUCGGAUGAACCGGCUAGUGACAUGCCCUCCCAGGUCUUCUCCUGCCCCCAGUGCCCAUUCUCCCACAGGGAAAUGGUGGACCUUCAUCAGCACAUCAGGAAGGAACAUCUAACAGAGGAGGACAGCAGGAGCCUGGACUCUGGAGGAGCUGAGAACUCACUGCCAUCCAGUCAAACAGCCAAGAGCUCCUCAGCCAAGAGCUCCUCAGCCAAGAGCUCCUCAGCCAAGAGCUCCUCAGCCAAGAGCUCCUCAGCCAAGAGAAUCAAUAACAACACCUGCAAACAGUGUGGGAAGGGUUUCAGAUGCACAACUGACCUGAAACGACACCAAAGUGUUCACACCAGUGUGCAGCCGUUCCGGUGCAAUCAGUGUGAGAAGAGAUUCAAAUCGGAGAGAUAUCUACAACUGCACAAGAAAAGUCACGACGUAGAACCGAUGCACAGGCCUAUUUGCCAGCACUGUGGCAAGAGUUACACUAGUGCAGCUGUCCUCAAAAUACACAUACGUACCCACACCGGAGAGCGGCCUUACUCCUGCUCAGUAUGUGGGAAGAAGUUCAAUCAAAAGCACACAUUAGUUAGACACCUCCGGAUGCACAAAGGAGAGAGACCAUACCUGUGUAGCGUAUGCGGGAAGGCUUUCUUUGUUUCCGGGGAACUCUUAGUGCACAUGCGUUUUCACACAGGAGAACGACCUUACCGCUGUAAACCGUGUGGAAAGGCUUUCAGCACGUCAUGCGCUCUCACGUCGCAUAAGCGAUGGCACUCAAAUGACCGCCCGUUCACCUGCUCCCUGUGUUCAAAGGGCUUUGCGGAAACUGGUGGCCUUAAAAGACACAUGUUUAUUCAUACUGAGGAGAAGCCCCAUUACUGCCACACGUGUGGGAAAGGAUUUAGUCAGUUGAGCAACAUGAGAAUACAUUUGAAAACUCAUAAAAAAUAAUGUCAUUGGCUCUUUGUCAGACUAAUGGAAAUUUUAACUAGUGUAAUGUUUAUUUCUCCUUGAGCUCAAAGCCAAAAGUAAGGAAAAAAUGAAAUUGUAUUAUAGGUAAUGUACAUCGUCCUGACAAAGUAUCCAUUCUGUUAUUUUCCCCUUGGUAAUGUGAUCUGUUAAGGAACUUUGGGCACAGACUUCACAAUGACACUGAGGUUUUACUUAGUGCAUUGCCAACUGCACUGUACUCUGUGAGCACAGUAGGGUUAACAUGGUGUAAGGAUCACACGUAGUUCGUGUAGGCUGUUCUGUACCUGAAGUAAUGAAAAGUUUUUUGACUGCAACUAUCAAGUUGUUGUCUUUUUAAUAAUCUAAUAAUUUAAUAAUGUGUUUUGGGGCAAGCUCCUGAUGUAUGUUGGAACAGAGUCCUCCCUUUUCUCCUGCAUAGUCACCUGUUCACGUGUCCUUGUCUGAGACAUUUUUAUUUUCAGUCAGCAGUUUCAGUUAUGAAUUUAUUUGCAAAUUAUGGUGGAAAAUAAGUAUUUGGUCACCUACCAACAAGCAAGAUUUCUGGCUCUCA
Molecule: messenger RNA, 2872 nt
Organism: Oncorhynchus tshawytscha (Chinook salmon)
Lineage: Eukaryota; Metazoa; Chordata; Actinopteri; Salmoniformes; Salmonidae
Product: zinc finger protein 852-like
Exons: 9
Coding region: 88-2301 (737 amino acids)
Cellular component (GO): nucleus
Source: RefSeq, a predicted model, not a curated record